This is a messenger RNA of Penicillium lagena, 594 nucleotides long. RefSeq lists its product as uncharacterized. Lineage: Eukaryota; Fungi; Ascomycota; Eurotiomycetes; Eurotiales; Aspergillaceae. The record is from RefSeq and is a predicted model, not a curated record. The transcript has a single exon. Bases 1 to 594 code for a protein of 197 amino acids.
AUGUUCAGUCAGUGGGCUCUGAUCAUCCUCCUGGGUUGCCGCCUAGCAAACGCCGUCGAGUUCGUCAACCCUCGGGCCCCCCUCGUCACUGGCAACCUUGCAGCACGGCAGGGAUAUAUGUGUUCCGCGGAUGAGAUGCUCUGUGUGGAUGGCGGAUGUUGUCCAUCCAGCGCACCGUGCACAAACUUUAUGGGGAGGAACAAAUGCAAACAGGUGUGCUACGAACCUGACUGCGGAGACGGUAUUUGCUGCGGUCUCGGAUAUGAAUGCCCACCCCCUGGCGGGCACAUUUGUACCCAAAUCGUCGGGUUCUCCGAUUUCUCCAUACCGACUCUGCCGCCGGUUUCUUCUUUCAAUCCCGGUGGACCGAUCGUUACAUCUGAGCCUCCGUUCGCUAUGCCGGGAGGACCUACCUCCUUGCCAGCAAUUGAUUCAACACUGGGGUUGCCUACGGAUUCGACUGCAAGAAGUUCAUAUGCUGGUGCGGCGUGGCCGACGACUUCUUCUCAAAUGGCCAGCCCGCUAUCGCCAGGACAGGAUUCUUGGAUGGUAUGGGUGUGUGCGUGGGUGAUUGGGUUGCCUUUCGUCGUGUAA